Messenger RNA from Elephantulus edwardii (Cape elephant shrew), 1233 nucleotides. It is a transcript of the gene STAC2, whose product is annotated as SH3 and cysteine rich domain 2. The transcript is spliced from 11 exons. Gene Ontology annotation, cellular component: extrinsic component of cytoplasmic side of plasma membrane. Gene Ontology annotation, biological process: positive regulation of voltage-gated calcium channel activity; skeletal muscle contraction; positive regulation of protein localization to plasma membrane. Gene Ontology annotation, molecular function: protein binding. Lineage: Eukaryota; Metazoa; Chordata; Mammalia; Macroscelidea; Macroscelididae. The coding region runs from base 1 to 1233 and encodes 410 amino acids. The record is from RefSeq and is a predicted model, not a curated record.
AUGACCGAAAUGAGCGAGAAGGAGAACGAGCCGGAUGACGCGGCCACUCAUGCCCCCCCAGGGACCAUCUCCGCCCUCCAGGAAACCAAGCUCCAGAGAUUCAAGCGCUCACUCUCCCUCAAGACCAUCCUCCGAAGUAAGAGUGUGGAGAAUUUCUUCCUCCGUUCAGGCUCUGAGCUCAAGUGCCCGACUGAGGUGCUGCUGACGCCCCCAACCCCUCUGCCUCCUCCCUCUCCACCACCUGCAUCCACAGACAAGGACCAGCCCACCCCGGCCCCCUCUCCCUGCCCAAACCCACGUUCCCUGGCACCACUCAAACCAGUGAGACUGCACAGCUUCCAGGAACAUGUCUUCAAGCGAGCCAGCACCUGUGAGCUGUGCCACCAGCUCAUUGUGGGAAACUCCAAGCAGGGCUUGCGAUGUAAGACAUGCAAAGUCAGCGUCCACCUCUGGUGCUCUGAGGAGAUCUCCCACCAACAAUGCUCAGGCAAGACGUCCACCUCCUUCCGCCGAAACUUCAGCUCUCCUCUUUUGGUGCAUGAGCCACCACCAGCAUGUGCCGUAAGCAAAGAGUCCCCACCCACUGGGGCCAGCGGGAAGGUGGACCCUAUCUAUGAGACCCUGCGCUAUGGCACCUCCUUGGCACUGAUGAACCGCUCCAGCUUCAGCAGCACCUCCGAGUCCCCCACACGGAGCUUGAGUGAGAAGGAUGAGUUGACUGAAGAUGGAGAAGGCAGCAUCCGCAGCUCAGAGGAGGGACCUGGUGACAGCGCAUCUCCAGUGUUCACAGCCCCCACUGAGAGUGAAGGAUCAGGAUCAGAGAAGAGUCCUGGGCAGCAGCCGCCCAAGCCUCCCCUGCGGAAGGAUGUGGGACCCAUGUACUCUUAUGUUGCACUUUACAAGUUUCUGCCCCAGGAGAACAAUGACCUCGCCCUACAGCCUGGAGAUCGGAUCAUGCUGGUGGAUGAUUCUAACGAGGACUGGUGGAAGGGCAAGAUUGGCGACCGGGUUGGCUUUUUCCCAGCUAAUUUUGUGCAGCGGGUGAGACCAGGAGAGAAUGUUUGGCGCUGCUGCCAAGCCUUCUCCGGGAACAAGGAACAAGGCUACAUGAGCCUCAAGGAGAAUCAGAUCUGUGUGGGCGUGGGCAGAAGCAAGGAUGCUGAUGGCUUCAUCCGAGUCAGCAGUGGCAAGAGACGGGGCCUGGUACCAGCUGAUACCCUGACUGAAAUCUAA